AUGUUACGGCCAGCUCUCCCUCGGAUAGGGAACUCUCUCAAAAUCUUCCGCCGCUCACUCCACAAGGUUCCUAUCCUCAACCACAAUUUCAACAAUGGCGUACCAGGCCUCCUAUCGCCUGCCGGCUUCGACAUGGCGUGGACGCAAUACCAGGCUCUGAUGGUAGAGAAGCUCAAUGUCCUUACAGCAGAAACUGAUAUGGAAUCCAAAACCCCCAAAGAAAUACUCAUCAAAUAUGCGCGAGAUCCCAACUCCGCUCCCAUCUUCAAUUACGCUUCGAUGGCGCACAACAACAAAUUCUUCUUCGACGGUCUUUCCCCGAACCCAGGUCCCAUGGGAAACGACCUCAAGAGGGAACUCGAAACCUCCUUCUCUUCAAUCGAGACUCUGAGACAAGAGUUCUUACUUACCGCCACCGCGAUGUUUGGCCCGGGUUUUGUCUGGCUGGUGAAGACCAAAGAUAGGAGAUACUCUAUUCUCACGACAUAUUUGGCGGGUUCGCCUUGGCCACAAGCACACUAUAGGAGACAACCGGUGGAUAUGAAUACGGAAAAUGAACAGUUCUCCGAUCAUGUCAGGGAAUUGCAGCGUGGUCCUGCUGUCAAUGAGAGAAAAUUGGGGGCUCACGGCAGGUCUGCGGAAGUAGCACCCGGAGGGGUUGAGCUUACACCCAUUCUUUGCCUCAACACAUGGGAACAUGUCUACCUUCCUGACUAUGGAGUGGGUGUUGGCGGUGCUGGGGGCAAGAGGACGUUUGUGGAGAAUUGGUGGCAUACGAUUGACUGGGAUAUUGUGUCGACCUAUGCAAAUCCCAAUUCAAGCAACCCAGCGUUUGUGUGA
Messenger RNA from Lachnellula hyalina, 840 nucleotides. RefSeq names its product 37S ribosomal protein, mitochondrial (gene RSM26). The coding region runs from base 1 to 840 and encodes 279 amino acids. The transcript is spliced from 2 exons. The record is from RefSeq and is a predicted model, not a curated record. NCBI's taxonomy places the organism in Eukaryota, Fungi, Ascomycota, Leotiomycetes, Helotiales, Lachnaceae. Gene Ontology annotation, molecular function: superoxide dismutase activity; metal ion binding. Gene Ontology annotation, biological process: superoxide metabolic process.